Molecule: messenger RNA, 7050 nt
Organism: Amphiprion ocellaris (clown anemonefish)
Lineage: Eukaryota; Metazoa; Chordata; Actinopteri; Pomacentridae
Exons: 4
Coding region: 224-5155 (1643 amino acids)
Source: RefSeq, a predicted model, not a curated record
UGUGAGGACAGUCAACGCCUCAUUUCAGACACUUCUACAGCAACGAAGGGGAAUAUUUCUUCUCUCCCGUUUUUUUUUUUUUUUCUCGAGGAAACUCCGGGAAAAUAACCUUAACAUGGACUAAUGGAACUAAGAGGAGCUUAGUUGACCGCUGCAGCCACAGUUCGUCGUGGAAAAGAACGCAACAUCUUCAUCCUGCCGCAAGGCUUAAGGGACGGCAAAAAUGCAGUCUUGUGCAUUUAUGAAUGGGCAACACCAGCAGGCUGGACCACUGACACAACCCUCACAAGCAGCGCCUAAUCUUACUCACAAUGUGAUGAGAAAUCAACUAAGCGGGACUGCAAAUAACGCAUACUUGGGAGUACAGCCACCACAGAAUGCUUGUUCCGCCUUGCAGAAUGUAAUUUACUCUAAGGGACAGACGUCAUAUUGGCAGCCCUCUACCAGACUUCAUCAGGCAGUUUCUUCUGAGCAGAAAAGUAAAAAGAAAGUUAAUUGUCCUUUAAUUGAGAAGUUACUGACCAACCCAUCAACUAACGGACUAAGUGAAAACCACUGUUGGCCAACUUCACAUGGAUUACAGGCUGCCACUCAGCAAAAUUUUCAUCAGAGUUCAGCAACCCAGAGUCAACUCAACAAGAUGACGGCCAACACUACAUACAACCACACAAACACAUCAUCUCAUUGGAAACAGAAAGCUUUAGUUAAUGAAGGGCAUUCAUUGAGGAUUCAGGAUGGCCAAGUGGUGUCUCAUCUCCAACAUAGCAACGUUCGGAAUGGCUACUACCAAAAUGCAAGUGGAGACUUGACAAAUCCUGGUUCAGUGUACUCUACAACACCUACCUCAGUUGCACAUGAACACAUAUCAGUGUCUGCUACUGCACACAACAGACAGACUGCUCAGGCUGCUCAUAACCAGAUUCACAGAAAAAACAACCCUCAGCUUGGAUUCUCUCCUUCAACACCCCAAGCAGGUCAUAUUAUGUCUCCUUGUCAGCCUCGUGGGAACAACAGCAUUCCAACUCAUUCCUCAUCAAGGACACAAAUGUUGUAUGCGGCUCAAGGCAGCUCAGCUUGUAACAAUGGGGGAAAUUCCACCAUCUCCAGUUACGCAAAUUCAUUUAACCAGUAUGGAACCAAACAUUAUUUGACAAAAACAAAUGAGCCUCCCUUAAAUCCUGUUGUACAUCCGCAAAAGUUAAGGCAAAAUGUGAGUGCAGAUGGUUCACAUCUGUCAUACACAACUGGCCACAAUCGCCCUCCAUCACACAGAAAGACACCUUACAAAUGGCAUAUGUUUGUACCCAAUGCCAACACGACAAAGAUGCAACCUGUGCCUUCAGCUGUCUCUGAAAGUUGUAACUUGAAUAACACCCAGUCCUUAUCAGUCCACUCUGGACAGUCUUUGCCUGAAAGCUCUCAGAGUUUUAUGUCAAGAUCAGGGCAACUUCUAAAUGAGCCACCUCAGCAAAACUCUGUGCCAAAUGUCUUUUCUGUCGCCGCAGCAGGAGAUGGACGUCUUUACAGCAAAGCAGACAUUGCAUAUCUUCGUAACAAUAACACAGCCUCCAAAGGGAAUCCAAUUGGGUCAUUGAGUGGUGCAUCUCAGCUGACGCAACUGCCCAAAGACAUUUCACCACAAGGAAACAAGACCCAAUCAUCUGUCGUAAACAAUCCGGAGCUACAUGAAAUGAUGUCACAAAAUGACGGCUCCAUUCACUCUUUGCCUGGUCUCUGCAGCACAAGAGCCGUUGCUGUUGUUCAACUAUUGUCGGAAAGCUGUCAGCACGCCAUUUCCCUCUUUAACGCCACAACAAAUGAAUCCUCAUGGAACCCUGAUAAAGUGCUUGUUUCAGCAGAUGUGGCAAAAAGCAGAAACUGUGAGAAUUUGACGAAGGAAUCUAAUCUUUACCCAGACCACCCAAAUCAAUUGCAAUCCAACAAAUCUGACACCAGUUGUGCAGCAUCAUCUAAUGAUGGUGCUCUUUUGUCAAAGUCAGAUUCAGGGCCUCAAAACUUGACACAAGGAUCUGCACUGGAUAUUAGCAUUGCAAAAACUACUAAAAAUUCUGUACUUCAGAAAGUAUCAGUAAGCCAAAACUGCUCUGAAGACCAAGGUGAGAUUGUAAAAUCUCCAACUGCACCUGUUUUAGAGCUUUCUUCACUCCCAACAACCCAGUGGACAGGUCAUGCACUAACUGCAUUAAUAGAGAAGAUUGAAAAAGCUCAGACUAAGACAGAGGAUUUUACAGAUGAUGAAUUUGUACGCAAAAUAUUACAUUUGUUUUGGGAAGGCAGCUGCAAAAAAGUGAUAUCAGAGCUCAGGAAGGGGUGUCACAAGCUUUUAAUAAGAGAUGUUUGGGAGUUCUUCAACACACAAAUGAAAUCAGACGCUGUUAUACUGUCGGAAGUAAAAUGCAAAUUUCGAGAGCAACUCAAAAAUUACCAUUUACUCAACCAUGAUGAAGUCUAUUCAGAACUGCCUUACAAAUCCUCGUGGUUGAAUCUCAAUGAGCAGCUCGAUGACAUAGACAAGGAGUUUGGCUUCCCGGUGACUUUGGUGUAUCCUCCCCAGCUUGAGAGUGACAACCAGACGGAUCAGGCGGAACCAGUCAACAGUAUUCCUGAGCCAGUUGUGAGUGAACUGCCGGACAAAGUACUAUUACCAACAGAGCCAGUCAACAGUAUUGCUGAGCCAGUUGUGAGUGAGGUGCCGGACAAAGUACUAUUACCAACAGAGCCAGUCAACAGUAUUCCUGAACCAGUUGUGAGUGAGCUGCCGGACAAAGUACCGUUACCAACAGAGCCAGUCAACAGUAUUCCUGAGCCAGUUGUGAGUGAACUGCCGGACAAAGUACUAUUACCAACAGAGCCAGUCAACAGUAUUCCUGAACCAGUUGUGAGUGAGCUGCCGAACAAAGUACCGUUACCAACAGAGCCAGUCAACAGUAUUCCUGAGCCAUUUGCGAGUGAGGUACCAGACAAAGUACUAUUACCAUCAGAGCUCGAACCUGUUGACUCAGGCAAAGAGAAACCUGCCCCCACUGUCAAAGCCCCCUCAACUCAAACUCCCUCCUUUAAUGAAGCAGAAAGUUGUGACCCAUGGUACUCAUUUAGCAUCCAAGUUAUGCCUCCGGAAGAGGCUAAACAUUUAUUUGAACAAGAGCAAACUGAGAUAUCACAGAGCAAGGACACAGAUUGUCAAGCAGAGAAGGUCAUGAGUAGUUGUGUGGAGGCUGAGACUUCUAAGGAUACAGAUUCCACAUUGUCAAUACUGAAGAAAGAUGCUUGUUAUCCAAUUGAUCAAGUUUGCUGUAUUGCAAGGCUGGUAGAAAUAGUUACAGGGGAAAACACACCUUCUUCAAAAUGCCAGUGCAGAAAACAAAGCAAUGAUGACAAACGUACCGACAAGACACCAGACAAGGACAAAGAGGAAGUGCCUAGAGACAAUAGCCUGUUUGAGAAUAGUUAUUACAGAAUAUUUGACUUGAUCACGGAAGAAGAAAAUCCAAAGAAGGACACAGAGGACACUCAUGACCAAAUCACAAUUUGUAGCUCUGAGCUUUGUGAUGAUGUCAUUGAAAUUAUUGACUUAACUGAUGAUAAAGACAGACAUGACUCAACUCGUGAUCCGGGAAAUAUUUUUGAGAUAAGCAAUAGCCGCCAGUCAAGCUUUCUAUCCAUAACAGGCAACGAAUAUGAAGAUCUCCCCAGCAGUGAAAAUAAAAUUCCCAUCCAGAUGCCAGAACUCACCACUGAGCUGUCAGAACCCAAGGAAUAUGAAGAUCUCCCCAACAGUGAAAAUGAAAUUCCCAUGGAGAUGCCAAAACUUGUCGUUGAGCUGUCAGAACCCAAGGAAUAUGAAGAUCUCCCCAACAGUGAAAAUGAAAUUCCCAUGGAGAUGCCAAAACUUGCCAUUGAGCUGUCAGAACCCAAGGAAUAUGAAGAUCUCCCCAACAGUGAAAAUGAAAUUCCCAUCCAGAUGCCAAAACUUACCAUUGAGCUGUCAGAACCCGAGGACAAAUGUGAACAAGAACAGCUGAAAUCCAUAGAAACGAUGCAGUCGAGUGUGUCAAUGUGUGAUGACAGACAAACCAAAAGUACUGAGAGUGGCGAUGGUAAACAGAUAUCAGACCAUGAAAAGGGUUGUGCACAACCUCAGCUAAAAUCUGCAGAUGUGGCAGAAUCAUUCCUGGAAACCAAAGGACAAACUCAAACCAGUGCAACAGCUGACCUCCAAACGUCUACAAGCCACCACCCUGAACAUGAAACUGCUGACAGAAAGCGAAAGAGACUAAGCAGCCAUGAUACAUUUUCUCCUUUCCAAAAGAAAUCAAAGAAAUGUAAACUCUCUGUGGACCUGGACUCAGAGCAUGCCUGUGAUGGUGUUUCAAAAUGUCAGAAGAAUUUGGUCGAUGCGACAGAAGCUCAGCCUUUAACCUCAAAUGCUAAAACUGCAGAACUGGUACUGUUUGGUUCAGCACGGCAGGAUAAAUCUGCUAUGACUGGUGCCAGAAAGAGCCAUGUUUUACUUUCAAAGGGAGUGUCUUGUGAGAAACAGAGGCCACCAGAACUUCUGUCUGUGAAUCUCAGCCCACUGAAGAGGAAGUCCAGCUUUGCUUUGCAUGCAGGGGAACAGUCAUUGAAACAGUGGAUUUAUGAAAAAUGGAGAAGAAGUUUACCGCCAACUAAAAUUCGGCACAGAAACAAACUGAAAAGACAGAAAUGUUCGUCCGCCUCUGUUCCUAGCAUAAUCCUCAGGAGAAAGAACUCUGAAAUGAGAGUUUGGAAGGCCAAGAAACCAAAACAGUACGAUGGUCAUGGAGGAAGUAACACUAAAAAUGAAAGCAACAAGAUCAGGCCUCUCCAUGAAAACAGCAUUUUGAAGUUCUGUGUAUUACCCAACACCUUCGACUUCAAACAUGGAUCCGAGAAGAGGAAGGAAUCCACGGAUCCUGCUUCAGACAAGCCAGAUCAUGCUAAAGAAGAGAACCAGCACUCCAAUAGAAUCAUCUUAAAGAUCAAAGGUACAUGGUAUCCAAAUCCUGAGAAAAAGUACAAACCAAUAUGUCCAUCUCCUGUUCCAAAGACCUCCAGCCUCUUUCAUGAGUUUAAAAAGAAAUACAUAAAGAAGACAUCAUCAACGGAUGAAUAGCAUGACUGACUUUGCUGUCUUUUCUCAGGAAAGUUCAUCUGAGACAUUAAUUUCCACGAUUGUUGCUUUACAUAAAAUGUCUAAUAGUAUCUGUAGUAGUUUACAUGCCUGUGAAGAUUGUACAGAAACUUUUUCAAUGCAAAAUGUAUAUAUUUUAGCAAUGUAUUUAUAUUUUUAUACUUUGAUACAUUAUCAAUAUUUUUUUAAUCUUUUCAUUUAAACGAAUGUUUUUGGAAUUUUAUGCACUUUGUCACUGUCAAUACACAGCCUUUUAAUACAGAUAUCAAACACUGCUUUUGAGCUACUAGAAGCCAUCAUUUUGUGACAGAAUUUUUUUGUUUGUUUUUUGUUGAGAUUUUGGCCCAAAAAAAAAAUAGCCAUGCAGUAUUGUUUAGACAAUGCAUUGGUAAAGGUUACCAUCGCCUCAUGCAUUGAGCUGCAUUUAUGUCUCACUCAGGGAAUAAAGGAGUUAAAGGGACUCAGCUGAAGACAAUAUUAAGCUUUCCCCUCCGCCCCUUAAAGCCUUUUAACAUUGAGUUACAACACCUUGAUGCAUUUGAAGAUUACCGCCAAACCUAGGAGGGCUGUGAAGAAAACAUUAUUGUUUACUUUUCAAAUGUCUGUAUUACUGAUGUGUAAAUAAAUUCACCAGUUUUUAGUUUGUGUACAGUUGUGAGGUGUUGUUAAUACUAAAGCACAGAUGCAGAAACAAGUAUGUGACACUAUUUUUGGUUUGUUACUGUUGCUGCUGUUGCUGAUCUUUUCAGCUUUGUUUGUACCUUUUUUAAAGUGUAAAGUUAGCACUGAGGAGUUGCACAUUCCUUCUUAGAACACAAUGUUCGAGGUUAUGACGAAGACAUUAAAACAUUGUUUAACUGUUAAAUAUAACAUUGUAGUGACCAAAAACACUGGGAAUGUACAUUGAUGACUCAGUCUUUGUUGCUGUAAUUUGCCUUUUCAGUUUGUCAUGUACCAAAACUGACACAUUUUACAUACAUUAUUACAUAAUGUCAAAUCUGUUUUGCACUGACACACAAGUGGAAUCUUAAUCUGGUUUAAACUAUUGUGCUAAUCCUGAGAUGAGAUAUGGCAGCUAUACAGUUUUGAAUUUGGACCCAGAAGUUGUUUUUUAAGUUGCUGUGACAUGUAUUCCAGACAGCACAGGAAUAAACUCCAUACUGCUGCUGUAGUGUAAUAUUUUUUAGGUACGAAGUGCUAAAAGUAAAAGAUUAUUUAUGUCAAAAGAAUAGACUUAAAACGUGUGUGAAAUACAUAGUGAUGAAUAUUCUAGUGAUCAUUUCUGUGUUGAUAGUAUUGUGUGUGUGUGUGUGUGUCUGUGAAGGAAGGAAAAAAGGGUCUUGAAGGUGUGUGUGUGUCCUCCAGACACACACAGCUGGAAGAUUAUAAAGUAUAACAUGUAUUUUUUGUGUGUAGACAAGUCAUGUGCUAUUUAGAAAAAUUAAAUAUGGUACUUAAAACAUAAUGGUGUAAACUUAAGGCAAUACAACUUGUAAAAAGUGUAUUGGAAACAUCAACACACAAUGGUGGAAAAGAUGAAGACUGUAAUAAAAAAAGAUAGUAGGGGUGAGUACAGGGCAAGUCUGAACAUGUCUGGGCAUGUUCUCGAUAAAGUAUGACCUAAUGAUGAAAUAUGAUGACAAUACAAUACAAUACAAUAACUUUAUUACAAGGUCUGAACAACAGAUUUAGAAAAAUACAAUGGCGUCAAAGCGAUCUGUUAAAUAAUACGUUCUAUAGGCGUGGAAAAAAUGACCAACUCUGACAGCAUAAAAGACGAUGUACAGCUCAGUUAUUUCAGUAUUUCUUGCAGCGCCAGCCACUGCUAAAAACUGCUCUGAGGUUUUUUGUUGACAAUAAACUCUGCUGUCUCUGAA